CAAGGGGAAGGGAGGAGGGGUCAGGGAAGGCGGAUUGUCUGAAACAGUUAAAUCUCAUUUAUGUCCUUUUGAUCAUUCUAUUUUGCGUGCUGCCCUCCUUCAAACGUAAUAGCGACUUUAUGGAUUUUAAAAUAUUUUCUCUCAUCAAAUCCUUUUGAUUCCACGUCGCAAAAAGCUGAUGAAUCUUGCUGCUGUUGACGCUCAAGCAGCCCCAUGCUUCUGCUACGGAUGGUUUGCCGAUUAGUCCCCCAGUGAAUUCCAAGCAAGAAUCGACCACCGAAACGAUGACGAACGAAGAGCCAAAUCCCCCUGGCUUGACACAGGCAGAAGCUGAUCCUAAAUAUGCUUUUAAAGCGUCAGCAUUCUUGGCCGGAGUGGCUGGAGUGUCUGCUUUGUUUGGUUUUGGUGCGACCUUAUCUUACGUUAAGAAGAAAGAUCCUACAUUUUUCGACAAAGGUGUUGCGAUGGGUCCUACAUUAGCAGAAAGUGGUGCCGCUCUAGCAACUCGUGCCCUUGGUUGGGGAACACUUUAUGCAGUAGGAGGGUGCAGCAUUCUAUUUUUAUCAUUAUGGAAAUUAUCAGGAUGUAAUAAUCUGCAAGAAUUUCGGAUGAAAAUGGGUAAUAAUCUUCCAAAGAUCCGUAAAAAUGACCCUCCUCAGAGUAGAACCGAGUUUGAAGGCCUUAGUGAUUUAAUGAGAUAUUUGGAAACCUGGGGUUCUGAGGAAAAGCAAGAGAAAGCAUCCUCACCCUUAAUUGUAGAAGCAAAAUCUUCAUCAUCCUCAAGUUAAAAUACUGACUUUGCCAAUAGAUCAGAAGUGCUUUCCAAAAAUUUGAGCUCAAAAGAUUGUUUUUACUCAUUUCUUUCUUUCUUUCUUUUUUCAAACGUUUCAAAUGUGUUCAGCAUAGUGGUUAGUUUCCCAACAAGUUUCUUCAAAUUUUCAGUAGUAAUGUGUAUUUGAAGUAGUAUGUGCCAGUGCAGCAAGAUUUCUAAUCUGUGUAACUGCUGUCUCAGUAAGGGAUCAAAUAUAAAUCAUGUUGGUUUGUAUUCUUGAUACUUUUUACUUGUUACCUAACUUUUUGCCAAUGAAAUUGUAAGACGAUCUUUUCAAAAUUGAUUGCACGUUUAUCGAUUGGAUGAGUUUCUUUUGUGCUAUUAAAAUAAAGUACUCUAGUUAAAUAUUUA
Messenger RNA from Thrips palmi, 1183 nucleotides. RefSeq names its product transmembrane protein 242. Lineage: Eukaryota; Metazoa; Arthropoda; Insecta; Thysanoptera; Thripidae. The coding region runs from base 285 to 788 and encodes 167 amino acids. The transcript has 3 exons. The record is from RefSeq and is a predicted model, not a curated record.